This is a messenger RNA of Ustilaginoidea virens, 690 nucleotides long. RefSeq lists its product as uncharacterized. Lineage: Eukaryota; Fungi; Ascomycota; Sordariomycetes; Hypocreales; Clavicipitaceae. The transcript is spliced from 2 exons. The record is from RefSeq and is a predicted model, not a curated record. Bases 1 to 690 code for a protein of 229 amino acids.
AUGUACAUUUCCAUUCCUUGCACACUCGCUAAAAUCACCUUUCGUUCGCCGGGCCGGGCUGGCUGCGACAAUCCCCCCCCCCCUUUCUGGCGGACCUGCACUCCUUUGAACCGAGUUGAUCUCGGCGACAGUCCUUUUACGACGCCAACAAGGCGUCGAUGCCCCCAUCCCAUCGACAUAAUACCUAAUACUCGUUACUUGUCCACGAUACCCGAUGGCCAAACACCGCAAACGCUCGGUGAGAGAAACAGCUUUGAUACCCCACUCAGCAUUUACACUCCUUGCGAUGGAGAACGGCCCUCGGCAUUUGCACACUCCUUAAAAAAAGAUACCCGCUUAGCAUUUACACUCCUUGUGAUGGAAGAAAAAAAGAUACCCGCUCAGCAUUUACACUCCUUGCGAUGGAAAAGCAAAAGAUACCCACUUCAGCAUUUGCACAUUUACACGCUCCUUGUGAUGGGAAAAAAAAAAAAAAAGAGAUACCCAGCAUUUAUAGACACUCCUUGUGAUGGAACACGCAAAAAGCACCGGAUAGACAUUUCACUCCUUACGGAAAGCAUAUACGAUUUUAGCGAGACUGACAUGGCGUCUGGGUUUACUGGCAGCAUUGGCGUCUGCACGGCGCGGCUUGUAGAGCAUGGAAUGGAGUUGGGGCGUUUGGGUCUUGGUUGCGGUGACGCGUUUGCCUGA